Messenger RNA from Limulus polyphemus (Atlantic horseshoe crab), 2112 nucleotides. Its product is annotated as synaptotagmin-4-like. Gene Ontology annotation, cellular component: membrane; axon; synapse. The transcript is spliced from 4 exons. Gene Ontology annotation, biological process: cellular response to calcium ion; regulation of calcium ion-dependent exocytosis; calcium-ion regulated exocytosis. The record is from RefSeq and is a predicted model, not a curated record. Gene Ontology annotation, molecular function: clathrin binding; phosphatidylserine binding; SNARE binding. The coding region runs from base 145 to 1449 and encodes 434 amino acids. Lineage: Eukaryota; Metazoa; Arthropoda; Merostomata; Xiphosura; Limulidae.
UGACUGUCAACUGCCAGUGCCAUGCAGUGCAAGCUAACUCGUCUGAGACGCCAUGAUUAAGGGGAGAUGUGUUAAAAGAACUCUAUUGAUAUUAGUGAUAAAGAGACUCUGGUACAAGUAUUUUUUCGCUGUGUGAACACAAGUAUGAAGAUACCAUCAUCAGGAACGACAGCUCAUAUCAAAGACGAACCAGAAGUUAAGGCCAUACACGGAGUGACGACAACCACUGUGGUUGGUAUCUGUGCCGGGAGUGUUGUUCUUAUUUUCACUUUAGCGGCUCUAACCUACUACUGCUACAGACGCCGAGCUUCGAGAGAGGCUCACAAGUUGACCGCUGUUUUCAGAAGAAACUUGCCAGAAGAACCACUUGUGCCGCGAAAACCCACAGCUGUGAGGAGUCCUAGCAGUGGUCCUGGUGGACUGAAAAAAAGCCCUAGUCCAACCAGUCAAAAGUCGCCCUCUGAUGACCGGCUUGUUGUGGCAGGUUCUUCUAAACGACUAUCACCAGGAGUCUUAGAAGGGACGACCACGUGUUCCAUAGAACAUGAAAAAACCAAGGUUAAAGAUAAGACGCCUAGCCCCGUAGAAGAAAAAGAUGUGAUAGAAGAGAAGCCGACCAAACUUGGAGAUCUUCAAUUCCAUCUCAGGUACCAGUCCGACAAGCAUGCGUUUUUAGUAACCAUUGUGCGCUGUGUAGACCUGCCGGCUAAAGAUCCUAACAUCAGGAGCUCGGAUCCCUACGUUAAGCUACAGUUACUGCCGGACAAACAACACAAGGUAAAGACCCGAGUUCUUCGCAAGACCCUUCAGCCUGUGUACGACGAGGAGUUUACUUUCUAUGGGAUCACUCCAAGCCAGCUACAGACGACCACCUUACAUUUCGUUGUUCUCAGUUUUGACCGCUACUCACGGGACGACGUCAUUGGUGAGGUUGUGUACCCCAUGACAGGUAUAGCGGUAGAAGAUCUGGAGAAGCAGGUCACGGUGACACAAGAAAUUUCUCCAAGAACGUUAAAGAUCCGGUCUCAAGGUCGAGGAGAGCUUCUAAUUUCACUUUGCUACCAGCCAGCGGCUAAUAGACUGACCGUCGUCGUUUUGAAGGCCAGAAACCUUCCAAAGAUGGACAUCACUGGACUAUGCGAUCCCUACGUGAAGAUCUACCUUUUAUACAACAACCAAAGGAUUGCAAAGAAAAAGACGCAUGUUAAGAAGCGAACAGUACAACCAGUGUUUAACGAAUCUUUCGUCUUCGAAGUGCCCUAUAACGAAGGCUUGGAAAAUAUCAGUCUGGAAUUCCUGGUGUUAGACUGGGAUCGGGUCACAAAGAACGAAGUUAUUGGCAGGCUGGAAGUAGGGUCUAAAACCGGUGGUGCAGCGCAGCAGCAUUGGACAGAGGUCAGCCACUCUCCGCGGAGGCAGAUUGCUGAAUGGCAUAAACUCCGGGAGUGAGGAUACUAAUCCCAGGGACAAUAUUACCUGCUAGUUUUUGUUCUUCUUUAUGUUAAUACUUAACAAACUGACUCGUUUCACUUAACUGGUUGAAACUUUGGCCAUUUUCUUCCAUGCUUGUGUUUAUUUAUUGUCUGUCUUUGGUGUUGUAAUAGAAUAAUGGGUACAAGUGUACGUAACGCUAUAGUUAGUUAACUAAUAGCUACUUCAGGCCACAACGUACCCUUUCCUGCAUAGUUACCAUAUAUAAUAGUUCUGCCAUUCAAGUUGCAUGUAACUCAUCAUAUAGAACGUCCUGCAUGUAAAGAAACUCCAUUAACUGGUGUAAAUUUGAUGAAUAAUAUAUAUUUGCACAUGUAAACUUUAAAUCAACCACAAACCUAUUAUGAGUGUAAGUUUUUGGAGCAAAUAUUCUGCAUAUGUUGAAGUUUCUUGACCUGAUUAUUGGGCUCACGUGCUGGGUAAGAUGCCUUUCAAUUUGAAGAUACUAGAAUAUAUACUAUUAAAUCUAAAACUAUCGACUUUACCACCAAUUUCAAAAUUUUGCAUUAAAUUAUGACAAUGUCAAUAGCUUACAAUUCAAUAAUUUAUUUAAGUGGGGUCCUUUGUUUUUGGUCACAAUAUUAGAUGUUCAGCUGUAUUUCAGAUUGAUUGGCCUCAUGG